GAGAAACUGAACAGAGACGUUCGUCGUUGGACCUGCUGCUGAUCAACGUAAAUUCACAAAUUACUGGAUUUUAAACCUCUAUUGUUUCUCUGUUUAAGCUACAGGUUAAUUUGGAGAUGAGUGUCAUGGCAGCCCUGUGUGUGAACGUGGUGACAGUCAACAUGUUACUGAGUGUCUUCUUUCUUUCGGGUGUUUGGGCUGAAUGUGAUGAGAAAACAGCCCUCAUCAUUACUGCACCAAAGAAGAUGGAAGCACUGAGUGGAUCUUGUUUGAAAAUCCCCUGUAACUAUACAGAGACACCAGGACAAGAGUUUAACAGCAGCAGAAAAACCUUUGGAGUGUGGAUUAAAAAUGACUCAAGGAUUAGACUUUUUCAAAAUAAUAUAGUCUUCAACAGUAGUGGGUCAGUUAACAUCUAUUCAAUGAAUAUUACUGGAGACCUGAGUCAGAAAAACUGCACCACUCUGUUUUCUUAUUUAAACACAAGUCAUUCAGACACAUACUACUUCAGAAUUGAGAACGGACCGUUCAUGGCAACAGCUGAUUGUGAUCAUCUUCAAAUAACAGUUAAAGAUUCCCCUUGGAGACCCACAAUUAACAUCUCAGGUGAUGUGAAGGAGAAGGAGUCUGUCACUAUCACCUGCUCAGCUUUCACUCCCUGUCCACACUCCCCUCCUCAACUCACCUGGAAUCUACAACAAGACCCUCACAACAAAAUAGAGGAAAACACAGAUGGGACCUUUACAACUAAAAUCCAGGAGACCAUCACUCUGUCAGACACACAUGAUGGAAACAACAUCAUCUGUUCUGUCACAUAUCCUGUGAAUGAAGGAGAAGACGUCAAGACAGCAGAGACACAAGAGACUCUCAAUGUUUCAUAUGCUCCUAAAGACACCUCAGCAUCCAUCAGUCCAUCAGGUUUGGUGUUAGCAGGUAGCUGGGUGAAUCUGACCUGCUCCAGCAGAGCCAAGCCUCCCAUCAGACACUUCACCUGGUUCAAGAACAGCAAAGAUGGACCCAUGAACGUAUCUGAAGGACACUUCUACAGCUUCAAUGUGACUGAUGGAGGAGUUUAUUACUGUGUGGCCUCAAAUCAACUUGGUAACCAGACGUCACCGUGGAUUCAUCUGAACGAUGGAGAGUCAAACCGGCAUCCAUUAUGAAGAAGUUCACUUCUCCCAGCAGAGACCUGGACCGUCCUCUGUCUUAGUGCAGGACAGCAGACAGCAGCAGGACAUAAUGUACGCACAGGUCAAAGUGUCUCAGCCAGAAAACCACUUCACACCGACUGCUGACGCUCCAGAGGAUUUCUACGCUCAAGUAAAGCAAAAAUGAGUUCACACCUUCACAGUAAACUCACAAGACGUUAGCUGAUGUAAAAAGACACAGAGACCUGGACAUGAAUAUGUUCCAGCUCAAGACAGGAAACUGUAAACGUCAGUCACUGGCAGCUUAUACGGUUUAUCAUAGUUCCUCUUCGUGUGCCCUUUGUGGUGUCAAAAACAGACUACCGGUCACACACUGCUAAUAAAUAAUAAACAAAGCUGUAAAGAGGAAAUUAGAAAUGCACAACUGUGAGUGAUUUUCACCUCAUUUGCUUCUGAGGUGAAAAUUCCAUUUUCUACUGUUCUGCUAUUUUAUUUUAACUGUCUGCACGCAUUAAAGCAUCAUUGUUUGUGGACUUCAAGAUGUUCAUUAAUUGCACUGUAAU
Molecule: messenger RNA, 1711 nt
Organism: Mugil cephalus (flathead mullet)
Lineage: Eukaryota; Metazoa; Chordata; Actinopteri; Mugiliformes; Mugilidae
Product: sialic acid-binding Ig-like lectin 7
Exons: 6
Coding region: 117-1163 (348 amino acids)
Source: RefSeq, a predicted model, not a curated record